Rotaria sp. Silwood2 is the source of this 336-nucleotide messenger RNA. Lineage: Eukaryota; Metazoa; Rotifera; Eurotatoria; Philodinida; Philodinidae. The record is from the annotation of a GenBank genome assembly.
AUGCUUUUCUUUCGUCGCCGUGACACAACAUUACAUCAAUCACACUUGACCGAUCAAGAGCGAUGUGUUCAUGCGUGUCUCUUCUUUGUUUUUAUUAUACUUAUUCUUACUAUUGUUCUAUUUUAUUUUGCGGCAACUAGUAAAGGUCCUAAUGAUCAACGUCUUUAUUAUUAUAUAGGCGCUGGUAUUAGUCUUGCUUUUCUUCUAUUGAUUAUAUUAUGUACGAUUUGUUAUGUUCAACGAUUGUAUGGUAGUUCAUUAUCUUCUACACAACAACAAGGAAUAAUAUCUGAUAUUGAAUAUGACAGUUCAAGAUAUUCAAACCAACAUUCGUGA